Puccinia triticina is the source of this 1674-nucleotide messenger RNA. RefSeq lists its product as uncharacterized. Lineage: Eukaryota; Fungi; Basidiomycota; Pucciniomycetes; Pucciniales; Pucciniaceae. The coding region runs from base 1 to 1674 and encodes 557 amino acids. The record is from RefSeq and is a predicted model, not a curated record. The transcript is spliced from 3 exons.
AUGUCCAAUCCACCUUCAUUUACUCUUCUAGUUCUGCGGGUCUGCUGUUUUGCCACUUUGUUCUUUGUCAUUUCAUCCGCUGGGCUGACUGAAGAACACCGAAGUGUUCAUCCUGUUGAUCCUUAUUAUGCUCCCCGACGCCGGUUGGCACAAACUGAGCCGGUCUACAAUGUAUCCCUCUACUACGCCGAAGCAGGCUACCAAGAUUCCGCUCACUAUGCUUCAGUUAUCUCUUGGUCUAUGCGCUACCCGGCUGUUGUCGCUUCAGAUCAUCUUGGAAUACGAUCAAUAAAAUGUGAUAUUGACGGAAUUCACUUAGAAUUCUCCUCGCAAAAUUUCAAACUGCAAGCCGAUAAAUGGGCAUUUCCACUGGUCAUCGUGUUGGAUGGAGACACUGGAAACUGCGCUUCCGACGGACCAGGUUGGGAAAGGUACCACCCUUUCUUUGCGAUAUCACUACUUCAGUCUCAGUAUCAUGACGAUCAGCCAACCACUCUGAGUCUUUCCGGCUUCCGAUCUCGAUGGGACGUCGUUGCUUAUGAACACCAAAUACGAGUGGUUGAAGUGAAAGCUGAAGGUUCUAAUUCUCAACCCUCCAAGAAAUCGGCACACGCUCGAAGAGGACUUGCAGCCCCAACGACCCUGCACGUUUCACCUUCUUUGAACUUUGAUCACCGCGAGAACAAGUGUUCUACCGGCGAAGUCCCCAUCAACAUUUCUAAAUGGCCCUACGGAUCUCUUGAUAUUAAAUGCAAAAACUGCUUUGUUGAUUCUGACUUCCAACUCAGCAUUGAUUGGGCAAGUCGCAUAAUAAACGCCGGUAUCAAAUGUAUCAACAAACUCAUGAAAAGCUUAUACCGGGCUGAACAACAACUUAUUGCACUGGCUCAAUCGGCGGAACAUAUUGUGGUAUCUCAGUUUUCAAAGCUGAGCGAAAAGUUGGUGAAUUUGAUUUCGGAGUUUUACAACCGUGUAAACGAGAUUGCUUUGUCCACAGAUCACACUACGAAGAUCGAGCUGAAAGCAGAGCUAGGAAGAGCUAUUUCAUCAGUUGAAGACACCAGUGCCCAACUCCUUACGCUUACCCAAGGUCAAUUGGCCAUCGGCCUCAUCUCCGCUCCAAUAUCGCCUCAAAACGCUUUCCUAGCCACGCACGAACUCAAAGAAGUUAUAUCAAGUACCAGCAGUGAAUUAGAGCUUAUGAUAAAAAACGGCACUCAGUUGGUGACUGAUGAACUAACCCUGCCACUGUGUGACAGUACGGCUCCUCAUCGGAAAAACCACAUUGAGAAUUGCCGAAGACCACCCAAGGAAACAGCAGCCAGGUUGACAGGACGUUUGAAAGCGAAUUUCGAUGUGGAAUUGAUCUUGACUGGGUCCGGUGAAGUGUCAAAUGGGGAUGUCACCGUCCUAUCUAUAAAUCUGCCGGGGCUUGUGAUUCCGGGUAUAUUAUCGGUUGGCUCGAAAGCUCAAUUAAUCAGCAACACUGCUUUGGUCUUCACAAGCUCCGCAAACCUGACACUUGGCGCAGAGAUUUUCGUCACCAUCGUCCUCAGUUUGAAAUCAAUCCUCAACAGCUCUCCUUGUAUCAGCACUUCAAGCCGCAAGUUACUUUCGGGAUUGAUCUUCUUCUCGGAUCCCAAAACUUGGUUGCCGGAAUUGGAGCUGACGUAG